CACUCACCACGUGGCAUCUCUCGCAUCCGUUUGAGGACCUAGGACCUAAUGGAAAGGGCAAUUAGAGUCGGUCUGAAGUUAAUUCCCAAGACAACCGGAAGCAACAGGUAGGAGAAAUGGCAAUUAAGCGGGAAGGUACCAACCAUCUUGUCGCAUAAAUCGCCGGAAACAGAAUAGUUACAACUUUAUCUCCCCUUCUUCUUUUCUUCAAUGUUCAUUAAACGACGUUGUUGUCUCCCAUUGUCAAUUAGGGUAUACGUAUCUGACUUGACUAGAAACAGCACAUCAGGUUUCAUGUGAAAUAAUGAAUAGUCCAUGAACCACCACCAGUCAAUUAUCAAUGUCGCCUUGGCUGGUUCCGUCAAAGAAGUAAAUAGGUCGCCUACUCUGUUUCUUUUUCGAGACUGCUCUACCAUUUUGGGGCUAUUUGACGCCUCAGGUAAACCCACCCAGCUUGAGCACUGCGACUAUUUAUCGGAUUCACUUGAAAAUUCACGCAACGCAUCAUACUAUCCUCUUCUUCAAAAUUGGACUUCUACAAGGAUACCCUUAGUACACAACCAAUAUGGCAAGCUUUAGUAGUUGGUUUUCACGCAAAUCAUCCCAAAGCAAGCCUGUCGAUAGCCCAUCGAUCUUGCAAGCGAACAAAGUCAUUUCCGGUCGGGUUACCAAGCCUGUUCUCCCAGCCAAGAUAAAAACCCAUGAAAAAUUAACCGGUGCUACGAGCGAGGCCACAGAUGAAUAUGAGGGAGUUGAAGCUACGGCGAUGCUCGCAAAUCCAACUGACCCCAAUGAUCCCGAUUUUGACUUGCCCAAUGAGAAUGAUGAAGAGGAUUAUAGAAACACCAGUGAAAUCAUAGAUGAAUCUGACUAUCGGUCAAGAUUCGCCGAUCAACAAGCAUACUACGACCAUGUCUACAGGAAGUUAAAAAGUCCCGUACAGAGUAGUAAACCACCGCCGAGUGACAGCUCCACUCCUUCAAGCAGUUCUAGUUCUCCCGAACCGGAUACGGACGAUGAAUACGACGAGGAUGAAGGGUGGCGCGUUGAACAAGUAUUUCUCAACCACAUUUUGAAGGCGCGGGAUGAAUACACAUUCAUGCCAUCGACUUGGAAAAUGCAUUUCCGGGGAAUUCCUUUACCAGAAGGCCUAUUUUACCAGCAAUCACAAACCAUAAGUACCAGACCGAGAAUAUACUCCCGUACAGAUAGAUAUGAAUAUCGAGGUGCCAUGGCUCUCCGUAAACUGAUAGAUCUUCACGGACGGAUCUACGACUUCCGCAAAGAACACAGCGAUGAUCCUAGGACUGCACAACGAAUCGUCGACGUUACUAGGCAAGGGCUCGUAGAGGCCUUACACUGGGCCGAAAUUGAUGGAGACCUCGCUAAGUAUAGCAAUUCUAUCGUUCCGAACGUUAGAAUCUUUGAGAUGCAGGAUAUGGAUAGAUUGGACAUGGAUGUACACAUCCAGGAUGAAAUGAGCGCUCUGGGCACGGCAUGGCGGGAGGCACUAGAACGUGUACCUGAGGAAGGGAGACCAAAAGCACCGGUCGUAUUCGGGUUUGUCAUCUUCAAGCAUAUCGUAUUUAUUGUUACCUUAGACGCCAACAACCCGGACGCCUUCUGCCAUAUUCCCUGCCAACUGAACAUGUCGGAAAGGAACCAACAUCAGUGGAAUGCCCUGGCAAUCAUGGUCACAGUUUGCUGGGCUAGGGAUAUUUUUAUGGAGGUGGUCAAAGAUAUACCCAUUUCAGAACUGGACAAGAAGGACGAAGACUCGUCGAGUGACCCGGAUGCCUAGUAAGGGUACAGAAAGCAGUUUCUGUUUAGGCGCGCAGAUAUAAAAAGCUAUCAAAGAGAAUAUUCUCGAUCUCAUAAUGAGAUUUCGUUAUCUUUCACGAAGGGGGGAUUUAAGGGGAUUCCAAGCAACUAAGUAUGGGCAAUGAAGAGGUAUGAUUACUAUACCCGGGUCUUGCGUCGGUAUGUAACCGAUAGUUUAACUGGCCAAUUAGCUUUUGAUAUCACAUACAUUAUUCAUGAUCGUUAUGAAAUGAUCCAAAUAACUGAAUUGACUUCUGAAGUUUAUUAGUUGAGUGUGGAUCGCCAAGUAG
This is a messenger RNA of Hypoxylon trugodes, 2111 nucleotides long. RefSeq lists its product as uncharacterized. The transcript has 2 exons. The coding region runs from base 566 to 1801 and encodes 411 amino acids. Lineage: Eukaryota; Fungi; Ascomycota; Sordariomycetes; Xylariales; Hypoxylaceae. The record is from RefSeq and is a predicted model, not a curated record.